Molecule: messenger RNA, 864 nt
Organism: Closterium sp. Yama58-4
Lineage: Eukaryota; Viridiplantae; Streptophyta; Zygnematophyceae; Desmidiales; Closteriaceae
Source: the annotation of a GenBank genome assembly
AUGAACGUCAGCCGCCCAACAUCGUAUGCCAGCGCGCAUCCUCCUCCCAGCAGCGACAUCCACUCUGCCAUCGAUUGCUCCUCGCCAGAACGUGAAUCAGAGUCGUGCUGCCAGCUCUCCCAAGCUCUUCCAGCCUCAUCGCUCAUUGCUGCGAUUGGAUCCACCGUUGAGCAUCGCACCGCCGUCAUGAAUUCCUCUCAGGCCAUGUCGCCCGCCGUAGAAACACGUGGUUCCGCAUCCUCUGUGGACUCUCCCGCCACUCACCUCUCGCCGAAUCCCGUCCCUUCGUCGUGCGCUGACUCGUACCGCCGUCCGCGUCACUUCCUCAAACGCUGCGUUCGCUCCCCGUUGCCUUCCUCGCCGUCGCCAUCGUCCGCGAAGCGCACGUGCAAGCGGCGGCUGUUCCUCGAGUUGGACGAGGCGCCUCGGCGUGAUGGAAACGAGUGUUCCGCCUCCGUCGCCGGCGAUGACGCGGAGGUGGCGACGCCUCUGUUCCGCGAGGAGUACUCACGCCACCGCACGCUUCUACGCCCGCUGCCGUCGCCUUUGCACCUGGGCCUCUCGUGCGCGGACGUCACAGCCCACGACGCCUCCACUAAGCUAUACGACGGCGAGCGCGACGGCCCAUCGUCUCGGUGCUCGUCCGUGGCGGACGGCGAGUGCGGGCAAGUUCCCACACCAGGGCGGGUUGAGGCCGCGCUGAGCAGCCUCUGGGAAGCAGAUGUCACCACACCUCCUGCCUCACCUCGCCCCGAAGCACCCCCUAUCUGCCCCGGCGCGCCUAUGAAGCCCCGUCCACUUGCAAUGACAUGCCACGUGCCCUCUGCUGCCCUGCACCGCAUCAUGCGCCCCCUCUUCCUCUGA